ACUGUGUCUUUCUUCUUUCUUCUUUAAAUGGACCCGCUGUAUCUGUAAGUAUAUCUACCUAUGAAGAUGGAUCUAUGUCUGUUUAUUUGUGCUCAUAUGUAGAGCCUUGUUCAUUAGGUCCACGGCGAUGUAAGUUGGAUGUUGAUGACGAUUCAUUUGCAUUCAUGGAUUUUGGAUUGGUUUUAGUUGUUUGCUGAACUCUAGACUCUGCACGAGUGUUUGUUCUUCUUCUGGUCUUGGAUCCAUCGUCGUUCAAGCUAUUGACUUUAGUUGAUCAUGAGGUGCCAGUCCUGAUCAUCAUUUUCCUCGGGAUGGACUCGCGACGGUACGCCACUAGACGAUGGAUUUCUAAGUACAUGUUUAUCGUAGUUUUGAUACUCGUGACACUUUCUUUUAUCGGCAUCUUUGACCACACCCAAAACAUCACUUCGUUCUUACGACCACUAUGGGACACACCACCACCUCCGUUCGAAUACAUGCCACAUUAUUAUGCAGAAAAUGCCUCCAUGGACAACCUCUGCCGCCUCCAUGGAUGGUCCUUAAGCUCUGAACCACGCAACGUCUUCGAUGCUGUCCUAUUCAGCAACGAACUAGACUUGCUUGAACUCCGGUGGCAUGAACUUUACCCUUAUGUCACCAAAUUCAUCAUCCUCGAAUCAAACACAACCUUCACCGGCAUCCCCAAGCCUCUCACAUUCGCUCUAAAUCGUGACCGUUUUGCUUUCGCUGAAGAAAAAAUCGUUUACGGUUUCCUCCCUGGUCUACUAGCAUUCGAGGUGCCUCCAGACCCUUUUUUGAUCGAGUCACAGCACCGGACCGUUAUGAACGAGUUGAUCCGACGGUCUGGGAUCUCCGAUGGAGAUCUUUUAAUCGUAUCGGAUACCGACGAGAUCCCGAGCUCACACACAGUUAAGCUUCUUCAGCACUGUGAUGGCUUGCCAUCCAUCUUGCAUCUCGAAAUGAGAAACUACAUUUACUCAUUUGAGUUCCCGGUCGAUUACAAUAGCUGGCGGGCGACCGCACAUAUUUACAGCCGGUGGACUCGAUACCGGCACUCCCGCCAGACUGACCUUAUUCUUUCCGAUGCCGGAUGGCACUGCAGCUUCUGUUUCAGGCACCUGAGCGAGUUCGUGACCAAAAUGACGUCCUACAGCCACGCUGAUCGCGUGAAGAAAAAAGAGUAUUUGGACUACUCGAGGAUCCAACGGAAGAUUUGUCGUGGAGAUGAUCUCUACGAUAUGUUACCGGAGGAAUACAGUUUCAAGGAUUUGAUCGGAAAAAUGGGAUCGAUUCCUCGUUCGGCUUCCGCAGUUCAUCUUCCGUCGUACUUGAUUGAAAAGGCGGAGAAGUUCAAGUUCCUUCUUCCCGGUGGUUGUCAACGUUCACCCGAGUGAGAUUUAUCUUGUCGAAUUCCAUCCAUCCAUUCGGUCUUAUUAGCAAAUCAAUCAAAUUUGUUUGGAACACCUACAACCCAGAGACCAAUUUGUUAGAAUAGUCGAGCCGGAAGACUAAACCAAACAAGCCCAAUAUAUCCCGCUUGAAAGCAAGUUCUGAAAAGAGUGUGACGUACGAGACCUGACUUCUAUCAAAAGGUAAAACGGUUGUUUUAUGUCAAGGUGUAAGAGGAAAAGGUAAAUAGUCGUGAGAGACGAUCCAAAAUUAAUAAUCUGUUUAUCGUAUGAUGUCAGUAAAACAACAUGUUAUAAAAAUGGUCUUAUCCG
Molecule: messenger RNA, 1721 nt
Organism: Cynara cardunculus var. scolymus (artichoke)
Lineage: Eukaryota; Viridiplantae; Streptophyta; Magnoliopsida; Asterales; Asteraceae
Product: beta-1,4-mannosyl-glycoprotein 4-beta-N-acetylglucosaminyltransferase-like
Exons: 3
Coding region: 312-1394 (360 amino acids)
Biological process (GO): protein N-linked glycosylation; N-acetylglucosamine metabolic process
Cellular component (GO): membrane
Molecular function (GO): beta-1,4-mannosylglycoprotein 4-beta-N-acetylglucosaminyltransferase activity
Source: RefSeq, a predicted model, not a curated record